This is a messenger RNA of Cetraspora pellucida, 1197 nucleotides long. The record is from the annotation of a GenBank genome assembly. NCBI's taxonomy places the organism in Eukaryota, Fungi, Glomeromycota, Glomeromycetes, Diversisporales, Gigasporaceae.
UCGACCACUAUCCCAGCAACAAUUCUCGCUCUUUCACAGACAAAUCAUCCAAAGAUGCAAUUUUCCAUACCGAUAUUACUAAAAUCUUGGUUUUCUUCAACUUCGAGGAGUCUAAAAUAUUCAAAUUUGAAUUUUCAUGUGUCUGACAAUGAUCAAAGACUCGAUAGAAAUAAUGAAGAAUACGUUCCUUACCAUUCUUCAUUAUUAAAUGAUAAUAGACAAGAUGUAGAUGUAGAAGACGAAAAUACUAGAUUACUAAAUAGACAUACACGUACUUUCGAUACUCUAGAAGAUGCAAGGGAUUAUCGUAGUUUGAUGAAUCUCGGAAAGUCGACUGUUAGGCAGACGAUUGUCAACACGGUGAAUAUAUUGAUGGGUAUUGCGAUAUUGGCGUUGCCUUUGGCGUUUAAAUAUUCUGGAUGGAUUAUUGGAAUUUCCAUAUUUUCGUUUUGCCUUAUAUCAACCAAUUAUACCGCGCAAAUUCUCAAAAAAUGUUUAGAUACUGAUCCAGAAUGUCUUACAUAUGCUGAUCUCGCCUAUUUGGCUUACGGUCAAAAAGGAAGAAUUUUCGUUGGCUUUUUGUUUCUAAUGGAUCUUUAUAACGCUGCUGUCGCAUUGAUGAUUUUGGUUGGCGAUUCUCUCAAAAUACUUUUCCCUCAAGUGGAUCUCACUAAUUUGAAACUUAUCGUAUUUCUUGUUAUUACCCCAAUAACAUGGCUACCAAUUCAUUAUCUUUCUUACGCCUCAGUCCUUGGAAUUUUUACUGCGUCUUCAUUAGCUUUGGUUUUAUUGAUUGAUGGUCUGACGAAAUACGUUGCUCCCGGAAGUUUAUGGCAACCUAUGGAUACUUAUCUUUUUCCUCCAAAUUGGAUGGUCGUGCCUUUAUCUUUUGGUCUUAUUAAUUCUGCCUUUUCUGGUCACGCUGUUUUCCCAUCGUUAUAUCGUGAUAUGGAAAAACCUCAUUAUUAUAAAAAAACUGUGAAUUCUAGUUAUUUGGUUGCUGGUGUUGUUUAUUUUACUGUCACUGUUUGUGGUUAUUUAAUGUUUGGAUCUAAGACGAUGCAAGAAAUUACUCAAAACAUAAUGUCAACUCCUGGAUACAGCCUUGUUCUAAAUUCCAUCGUAGUAUGGUUGAUCGUUAUUAAUCCUCUCUCAAAAUAUCCUCUCACUUUAAUUCCGAUUAAUUUAAGUAUCGAA